GACGCUAGUUACCGUGUUUCCAGCUACUUCACAGGAGUACAGUUAUGGCUUCGUACACAUUGGAGUGAAUUUCCAUUUUUUUCACACUUUCCUCUCAGUGUUGUCUCUUUAUUGUGUCCUUGUUUUAUGUGUCUGAACUAGCUCUUCUCAACAUGGUAACUUACUCUUUAAGUGAAACACUCAAUCACUAGCCCCCACAUUUGGAGUCUCUUUUGCUUCUCUUUUCUCGGUAAAACUUAAGGAAAUGGCCGUCGAGAUGAGAAAAUGUCUUCAUUUGCCAUCUAAAGCCCUUUGGAUCACAGUUUUGUUAUUGUCCUUGCUACACAAUUUUGAAGGGACUUCUUCAGCUUCAACAUACUUGAUUGGUCUUGGAAGCUAUGACAUAACAGGGCCGGCUGCGGAUGUUAAUAUGAUGGGAUAUGCCAAUGCAGAACAGAUUGCAUCUGGGAUUCACUUCAGGUUGCGAGCUCGUUCGUUUAUCGUCGCGGAACCGAAGGGAAACCGUGUUGUAUUUGUAAAUCUUGAUGCCUGCAUGGCCUCCCAAAUUGUUACAAUCAAAGUUCUUGAGAGAUUGAAAGCAAGGUAUGGAGACCUUUAUACAGAGCAGAAUGUUGCCAUUAGUGGCAUUCACACUCAUGCUGGACCUGGAGGAUAUCUCCAGUAUGUUGUGUACAUUGUCACAUCACUUGGAUUUGUGCGCCAGUCGUUUCAUGCUGUUGUUGACGGCAUUGAGAAAAGCAUUGUAGAAGCUCACGAGAAUCUUCGACCGGGAUCAGUUUUCGUGAACAAAGGAGAUCUCUUGGAUGCCGGUGUGAACCGUAGUCCUAGCGCUUAUCUCAACAAUCCUUCAUCUGAGCGGAGUAAAUACAAGUAUGAUGUUGAUAAAGAAAUGACUCUCAUCAAGUUUGUUGAUGAUUACUGGGGCCCGAUAGGUACCUUUAACUGGUUUGCCACUCAUGGAACUUCUAUGAGCCGUACAAACUCACUAAUAAGUGGUGACAACAAAGGGGCUGCAGCUCGAUUUAUGGAGGAUUGGUUUGAACAAAAUGGUUUUGGCAGUAGUUUGCAUGUCAAUAAGUCAGGAGCCAGCGAAAUCCCACGCAGGGUCUCGAGCUUAAUUUCGAAUUCCAAUGGAAAUAGAAAUGCAUUAAUGAAACUUGCUGCCUCUUUUCAGUCUUCCAAAGGACAGCCUGUGACAAGGCUUUUGAGUUCAGCAAAGAGGGUCAGGAAUGCUUUAAGUAAACCUGAAAAGCCUCAAUUUGUAUCUGCAUUCUGUCAAUCAAACUGCGGUGACGUAAGCCCCAACGUUCUCGGUGCAUUUUGCACCGAUACUGGACUUCCGUGUGAUUUUGAUCACAGUACCUGCAAUGGAAAAAAUGAAUUGUGCUAUGGCCGAGGACCAGGUUAUCCAGAUGAGUUUGAGAGUACUCGUAUAAUUGGAGAAAGGCAAUUUAGAAAAGCAGUGGAGUUGUUUGACAAAGCAACUGAGAAGGUGAAAGGGAAAAUUAGAUACCGCCAUGCUUACGUAGACUUCUCCAAGUUAAAGCUUUCAGUCCCUCAAGAGGAUGGGACUAACAAGGUGCUGCAAACAUGCCCUGCUGCAUUAGGAUUCGCAUUUGCCGCAGGAACUACUGACGGGCCUGGAGCUUUUGAUUUCAGGCAGGGAGAUGACCAGGGGAACGCCUUUUGGAGAUUGGUGCGGAAUGUGUUGAAAACACCAACUCAAGAGCAGAUCAAAUGUCAGCAUCCAAAGCCUGUUCUCCUUGAUACUGGGGAAAUGAAGGAGCCAUAUGACUGGGCUCCCUCAAUUGUUCCAGUUCAAAUUCUGCAGAUCGGGCAACUUGUCGUUCUGAGUGUACCUGCAGAGUUCACAACCAUGGCCGGCAGGCGCCUCCGGGAUGCUCUCAAAACAGUGCUAACUUCAGGUCGAAAUGGUGAUUUUGACAGAAAUGUGCAUAUAGUCAUAGCAGGGCUGACUAAUACAUAUUCUCAGUACGUCACCACCUUUGAGGAGUACCAGGUUCAGAGAUACGAGGGGGCCUCUACACUCUUUGGACCACACACACUUGAAGCUUACAUUCAAGAGUUCAAGAAGCUAGCGACAGCUCUAAUAAGCGAGCAAACCACCGAACCGGGGCCACGACCUCCAGACCUGCUUGCCAAGCAAAUCAGCCUGCUGGCCCCAGUUGUUGUGGACAUGACCCCUUCUGGUGUGAAAUUUGGGGAUGUCAAGACCGACGUCCCUCGAAACUCGACCUUCAAGAGGGGUAACAUGGUCUCGGUUACCUUCUGGUCUGCCUGCCCGAGGAAUGACCUCAUGACUGAAGGCACAUUUGCAUUGGUUGAGCUUCUCAAGGAUCACAAGACAUGGGUUCCAGCCUACGAUGACGACGAUUUCUGCCUCCGGUUCAAGUGGUCGAGGCCCCAAAAACUUAGUCCUCAAAGCUAUGCAACCAUUGAGUGGAGGAUCCCAGUAUCUGCACCACCUGGUGUGUACAGGAUGAGUCAUUUUGGCGCCUCAAAAGCACUUUUGGGAUCAAUUAGCCACUUCACAGGUUCUUCCAGUGCUUUUGUAGUGACAUAGGGAGCCUGCAAUGCUUUGUGCAAGUCCUUGUUCCAGUCAUACGAUUUUGUGUUCAUUCAAAAAAGAAAGAUACUUACGACAACCCAAAGGGUGAACAACGGCAUAUUCAGAACUAAAUAAGCUAUU
This is a messenger RNA of Morus notabilis, 2710 nucleotides long. Its product is annotated as neutral ceramidase 2. The coding region runs from base 245 to 2584 and encodes 779 amino acids. The transcript is spliced from 10 exons. NCBI's taxonomy places the organism in Eukaryota, Viridiplantae, Streptophyta, Magnoliopsida, Rosales, Moraceae. Gene Ontology annotation, cellular component: extracellular region. The record is from RefSeq and is a predicted model, not a curated record. Gene Ontology annotation, molecular function: N-acylsphingosine amidohydrolase activity. Gene Ontology annotation, biological process: long-chain fatty acid biosynthetic process; sphingosine biosynthetic process; ceramide catabolic process.